AUGGGACAGCAAAUGUUUCCACCAGAAUCUGGAGAUUCCUCAGAUGGAGAGGAGGAAGGGCUGGCUGCAUCUCCUCGUCACAGGCAUCAGAACAUUGCCUCUGCUCCAAUACUGCCAUUUACCCAUGCUGAUGUUGCCUCCUCAGCCGAGGUUUCUCAGAAUUCUCAGAUUGCAAUCCAAAACCUGUCUACAGCUGUCACUCACUCCAUGACAGAAGCCACCUGUCACCUUGAAGAUAAAAACUGGAGGGGAAUUGCGUUGGGCAACAGACUUUUGCUGGGUCAUCCUGCUUGUAGAAGACACAAGAUUUCGAUCGAUGCGGUUGUUAAUGGGAUAACAGUCGGGAUACCUGGUGUUAUUCUGCCUUAUGAGGACGUGAAUAGAACAGAGGACAUGGUGGUUAUUGAAAGAGAUGUGCUCGGUGAUAUUAAUGGCGGUGAUACAAGUGUUAUGGAGAAAGCUUUCUGCGAAGAAGGGUUCGAGGAAGUAGGAGAAAAAUGUUUGAAGUUCGAGACGGAAUUUCGACUGACUUUCGCAGAAACUCACGAGUUUUGCCGCGAACAGCAUGGGGCAUAUUUGGCUCUCAUUGACUCAGCUCGACACUUCAAGGCUAUCAUCGACCACAUCAUCUCCAAUGAAAUGAAAGAAUCCUUCUGGAUUGACGGAACCGACAGAGGGCACGAGGGCCAAUGGACCUCGAAAGAAGGUCAAGAUUUCCCGAUGGGAACUCCUUUCUGGGCAGGCUUCCUAGAUUAUCAAGAGCCCAACGGAGGAACAAAAGAGAACUGUGCACAUAUCAACAACGGUCAAAGUUUUUAUAUUAGUGACUUAGACUGCAAUUCAGCCUUUUGGUUCAUAUGUGAACAAGCAAAUAACUACGACAAAUAUCACAAAAAUGAGUCAGCUUCUGAGCUUCUGUGUCCAUUACACUACAAUGCUCUUGGUGGCAAAUGUAUAGCAUUCCUGAAUGAAUAUGCAGUUCCAUGGAGUGAAGCAAAUCUGCGGUGUGGGGAUCUGGAGCAACCAGGAGAACUGGCUAUCGUGGAUGAUAUUGAAUUAUUAAGAGCGAUAUCUGUUCAUCUUAAUGAAGAGUGGCUGGAAGAUCAUGAUUACUGGCUUGGAGGCUACGACGAGGGUCACGAAGGUCUUUGGACGUGGACCGAUGGAUCGGGGGUUCCUAUGGGAACACCGUUUUGGGGCCUCGGCAGUGAAGGUCAGGAACCUGACGGAGAAAGUACAGAGAACUACCUAGCCAUAGUAGGUCAUGGACACUUUUACUUUCGAGACAUGGCUGGAUCAGCUAAUCUUCAUCCUCUGUGUCAACUGAUUGAAUAACUUUCGUUUUUUUUAUUGGGGGCGGGGGUUGGAAAGUGAUGCUUUGGGACUUUUUUUUAAUGCAUCACGGUCCUGCUGUGCUGUCUGUUGCCACAUUAGAGUUUUAAUAUACUGGAAGGUGGGUAGUACCGUGACCCAGCCUACUAAAUAAAAAUCAUUCAAUGAA
This is a messenger RNA of Macrobrachium nipponense, 1501 nucleotides long. RefSeq lists its product as uncharacterized. Bases 1 to 1335 code for a protein of 444 amino acids. The record is from RefSeq and is a predicted model, not a curated record. The transcript has 8 exons. NCBI's taxonomy places the organism in Eukaryota, Metazoa, Arthropoda, Malacostraca, Decapoda, Palaemonidae.